This is a messenger RNA of Trichomonas vaginalis G3, 1257 nucleotides long. Its product is annotated as endonuclease protein. Lineage: Eukaryota; Parabasalia; Trichomonadida; Trichomonadidae. The coding region runs from base 1 to 1257 and encodes 418 amino acids. The record is from RefSeq and is a predicted model, not a curated record. The transcript has a single exon.
AUGAGUAUUAUUGAUCGUAUUAUUGAAUUUAUUCGAUUACCACCGAAGAUUGUAUUUGAAUAUCAGCAGCUCAAACAGCAUUCGAGAAAAUCACAAUUAAUUGAUUUUAUUAUCAAGCAAUUCCAAGAUAGAAUUGAUACAUUAAACAAACAAAAAGGUCACCUUAAAGUUGAUCUCGAUAUCAACCAAAUCUUUGUUCAACGAAAUACUCUCCAAAAGUCAAUUGGAAAGAUCGAAUUCUCACCUGAUCUCAGUAUGAUAGAUUUCGAAUGCAAGAGAAUCAUUAGAGAUCAGAUCCUUUUGAUGAAAAAUCGAUGGCAAAAUGUUCUUUUCAAACAACUUGUUGAAGAAUUUCAUAUUGAGGAAAGAAAUCCAUUACAAGAUCUUACUGAUAAAAUCAAAAAAGUUUGUGAUAUUGUUCCUGUCAGUUCUUUAAUUAGAUGCUAUUUUGAUAUGACAAGAGACCAGAAAACUUCAUUUAUGGAAAUAAGUGAUGAUCAAAUUUCACUUAUAACAGAAAUUCCACAGAGUAAUAACAAUUUGAAGAUCAUUAAUAAAUCAGAAUUUGAUGCAAGAGAAAGGAAAGAGAAAUUGAAACUCUCACAAAUUUCUUCUGGAAAAUCAAUUAAAGAGUAUAUCAAAUAUUACGAUAUUUAUUUGAAAUUCUGUAAUAACUUUCCAAACACUCUUCGAAGAAUCAAAGAACGUAUGAAGAGAAGAGAUAUUGUCAAAGCUAAUGAGGAUUACACUAAAUUAUACCUCUUAGAUGAUUGGGCUCAAAAAAUUAUUAAUGAUAAGAACAAUCCUCUUGUUUUGAUUGCUCAAAAUUAUCAUGACUACUUCUCAAUAAUUGAUAACAUUAUUUCAAAUAAUGGUGGUGCAAACGUUUGUUUUAUUGUUCCAAAGUCUGUUCCUCCCAAAGUUGCUACUGAAUGGAAAGAAAACAAACCAGAUAAUAAUAAUAAAAAAGAGGAAACUGAAGCUGAAAUGAAAAUUGAGCGUCCUACCACUGAAAAAGCAAGAAUAACAAAAAGUCAAGUAAAAACAGGAACAAUAGGUCAAGGAAAAGGAAUAUCUAGAAUUUCUGUGGAUAGUUCACCUGAUGUUGUUCAAAGAGCAAUUUUGGAAUCGAUGAAGAUGGCAUCAAAUGAUGUAAUCCUUAGGUUCUCAAAUACAAAACUUUAUGAAGAUUCAACAAAAGAGAUUCUUGAUCAAAAUAAGGAUGUAUCAAAUAUUGAUUGUAUUAUUAAAAGUUAG